GGCCAGCGUGAGGAAUUAUUAAUUAAAGCUAACAAAUCACUCUGACGAGCUGUGCCCUGGCAUGGUUGAAGGUUGAUUGGCGAAAGUGUUCUCCUUUGGAGAAAAGACUUUUUGUGCUCGUGACGCAGUCAGAGACGGAUUAUUGAAUAUGCAAGUUAGAAGAAAAAUCACAGGACAAGCAAAUUGAGUAUUUACUGGCAAAUAAUUGCUCUCUUAAGCUGUGGCUCUCUUCCUAAAUUCUUAACAUUCCCGAGGGUUAGAAAGAAACAGAAAAAUGCAUCGGUACAGAGUACAUUUGAAAAAAAAUACAUAGACUGAUGUUUCAGACUUGUGCAGAAUGUUUCACCAUCAGUAACUGGAUAUUUCUCAGGACAUUACUGUCUGUGGCCGGUGGCGAGAGUAGCAGUGGCUGGCACUUUUCCUCCACAUUUUGAGAGAAAGAAAAUUGGCUGAAAUAGAACCUUGCUUUCCAUAUGGUCGACCUGAAAUACAGCAUUGAAAAGUUCCUAGAUCAUCAGUCCUGGCCUGGCCCUUCGUUUUACAUGCAGCCUCUCUGUGUUCCCUGCCCCAAUGAACGGCACUAGGCCCAAGUCUUGGAGUGAUUUACCUGAAGAGUGACAUCAUUGAUUUGGAAACUACUACUUCUCUGGUUCUGAGAAACGCUAAAGCUGGGAGACUAACACUGCACUUAAGCUCCAGAUGAGGAAACUGAAGUCCAGAGAGGUGAAGUGAGGUGCUCAAGGCCACACAGCAAGUUAGAGGCACAGCUAGUACCAUAGCUCAAGGCUCCUGACUCCCAGUCCAGUGCUCCUCCCAUUACUCCACGGGUCCUGUCUCUAAGCUUCCUGACAAAUGCUAGAACGGAAGAAACCCAAGACAGCUGAAAACCAGAAGGCAUCUGAGGAGAAUGAGAUUACUCAGCCGGGUGGAUCCAGCGCCAAGCCGGGCCUUCCCUGCCUGAACUUUGAAGCUGUUUUGUCUCCAGACCCAGCCCUCAUCCACUCAACACAUUCACUGACAAACUCUCACGCUCACACCGGGUCAUCUGAUUGUGACAUCAGUUGCAAGGGGAUGACCGAGCGCAUUCACAGCAUCAACCUUCACAACUUCAGCAAUUCCGUGCUCGAGACCCUCAACGAGCAGCGCAACCGUGGCCACUUCUGUGACGUGACGGUGCGCAUCCACGGGAGCAUGCUGCGCGCGCACCGAUGCGUGCUGGCCGCCGGCAGCCCCUUCUUCCAGGACAAGUUGCUGUUGGGUUACAGCGACAUCGAGAUCCCGUCCGUGGUGUCGGUGCAGUCGGUGCAAAAGCUCAUUGACUUCAUGUACAGCGGCGUGCUGCGCGUGUCGCAGUCGGAAGCCCUGCAGAUCCUCACGGCCGCCAGCAUCCUGCAGAUCAAGACCGUGAUCGAUGAGUGCACGCGCAUUGUGUCGCAGAACGUGGGCGAUGUGUUCCCCGGGAUCCAGGACUCGGGCCAGGACACGCCCCGGGGCACGCCCGAAUCAGGCACCUCGGGUCAGAGCAGCGACACGGAAUCCGGCUACCUGCAGAGUCACCCACAGCACAGCGUGGACAGGAUCUACUCGGCGCUCUAUGCGUGCUCCAUGCAGAACGGCAGUGGCGAGCGCUCCUUCUACAGUGGGGCCGUAGUCAGCCACCACGAAACGGCCCUCGGCCUGCCCCGGGACCACCACAUGGAAGACCCCAGCUGGAUCACGCGCAUCCAUGAGCGCUCGCAGCAGAUGGAGCGCUACCUGUCCACCACCCCGGAGACCACCCACUGCCGCAAGCAGCCCCGGCCCGUGCGCAUCCAGACCCUGGUAGGCAACAUCCACAUCAAACAGGAGAUGGAGGACGACUACGACUACUAUGGGCAGCAGAGGGUGCAGAUCCUGGAGCGCAAUGAAUCCGAGGAGUGCACGGAAGAUACCGACCAGGCCGAGGGCACCGAGAGUGAGCCCAAGGGGGAAAGUUUCGACUCGGGCGUCAGCUCCUCCAUAGGCACCGAGCCCGAUUCCGUGGAGCAGCAGUUCGGGCCCGCGGCGGCCCGGGAUGGUCAGGCAGAACCUGCCCAACCCGAGCAGGGAGCGGAAGCCCCCGCCGAGGGUGGUCCCCAGCCGCACCCCGUCGAGACCGGCACCUCUUCCCCAGAUAGAAGCAACGAGGUGGACAUGGAGAACACGGUCAUCACCGUCAGCAACAGCUCCGACAAGAGCGUCCUACAGCAGCCUUCGGUCAACACGUCCAUUGGGCAGCCACUGCCCGGGACCCAGCUCUACUUACGCCAGACAGAAACCCUCACCAGCAACCUGAGGAUGCCUCUGACCCUGACCAGCAACACACAGGUCAUUGGCACAGCCGGCAACACCUACCUACCGGCCCUCUUCACUACCCAGCCCGCGGGCAGCGGCCCCAAGCCUUUUCUCUUCAGCCUGCCACAGCCCCUGACAGGCCAGCAGACCCAGUUUGUGACAGUGUCCCAGCCCGGCCUGUCCACCUUCACUGCACAGCUGCCAGCACCACAGCCCCUGGCCCCAUCUGCAGGUCACAGCACAGCCAGCGGGCAGGGUGAAAAAAAGCCUUAUGAGUGCACUCUCUGCAACAAGACUUUCACCGCCAAACAGAACUACGUCAAGCACAUGUUCGUUCACACAGGUGAGAAGCCCCACCAGUGCAGCAUCUGCUGGCGCUCCUUCUCCUUAAAGGAUUACCUUAUCAAGCACAUGGUGACACACACAGGAGUGAGGGCCUACCAGUGCAGUAUCUGCAACAAGCGCUUCACCCAGAAGAGCUCGCUCAACGUGCACAUGCGCCUUCACCGGGGGGAGAAGUCCUACGAGUGCUACAUCUGCAAAAAGAAAUUCUCCCACAAGACCCUCCUGGAGCGGCACGUGGCCCUGCACAGUGCCAGCAAUGGGACCCCUCCUGCGGGCACACCCCCCGGGGCCCGCGCUGGCCCCCCAGGGGUGGUGGCCUGCACGGAGGGGACCACUUACGUCUGCUCCGUCUGUCCAGCCAAGUUUGACCAAAUCGAGCAGUUCAACGACCACAUGAGGAUGCAUGUGUCUGAUGGAUAAGUAGUCUCUUUCUCUCUUUUUCUUACGAACAAAACAAAACAGCGACAAAAAAAAAAAAAAAACAAACAGAAAAAAAAAAAAGCUAUGGCACUAGAAUUUCAGAAAUGUUUUGGUUUCGUUUUUACCUUCUGUUUCUGUUCUUGUUUCGUUUCAUUUUGUACUACAUGAAGAACUGUUUUUUGCCUGCUGGUACAUUACAUUUCCGGAGGCUCGGGUGAAUAAUAGUUUUCCCGGCCUCCCUCGGAUGGUGGCCUUAAGGCCUGGUAGUGCUUCAAGAGGUCCACUGGUUGGAUCUCUAGCUACUGGCCUCUAAAUACAACCCUUCUUUACAAAAAAAUCUUUUAAAAAAAAGUAAAAAAAAAAAAUUUUUUUUUUCACUUGUGAAGAGCACUACAAAAAUAUAUAACAAAAUCUAAAAGGCCUACUGUCUUUAAGUACACCGCUUGCAGUGUUUCCGUGGACAUUUUCACAAUUCUGGCCGCUUGGACUCACAGUAACCAGUGAAAACUGUGGAAUAUCACUUCUGGUUAAACACCCAGAGAAAGGCCCUGCUGUUUUCCACCUACCACGUUGUCUGAUUUCCCAAAAGGGCUGUGGGGGUGGGAAGGGACAGCGGGUUUCGGUGGUGUGGGAAAGGCUAAUGACAGGCUUCUCCCCCAUGUUCUGUUCGGGCCCACACACCUGGCCCACUUCCUCCAUACUCCCCCCUUUCAGCAGAAGCCAAGAAGACUUGGACAAGCAUCAAGCAACAGUGGCUCUCGUAUUUAUUCAGUGUCUUCGCUGGGCCCCAGCCUCAGCACAAUCAAGAGGGACUUUCAUGAAAGGCAGGAAUGCAGAUAAAACAAAGAUAUCAGAGGUUUGCACCUAUGUUUCUAGGUACAAGAGAAGGAUUAUUUCCAACAAUCUUUGCAAAAAACAAAAACAAAAAAAAAGUGUCAGGAUAUAUUCUUGUGGAAGAGAAAAAGAAAGAGAAAGUGGAGGGUGGGGGGGAAUAAAAAAAAGUUCAUGAGGCUUUUUUAAUUCAAAAUUUUAUAGAGGGGCAAAAGUGACGUUUACCAGAUAGAAUGCUGAUUUUUUUAAUAUAUUUACAACAGUAUUUGUGUAAAAAAAAAAACAAAAAAAGUGAGAUUGUUCAAAGUAAUUUUUUUUUCCAUUUUGGUUUUGCUUACACUGCCACCAAUCCCUUCUCUUUUAUUUUAUUUCACACAUAUAUAUAUAUUUUUUGGUAAGUCAGACUGUUAAGGUUAGCGUUACUGCUUCCAGAUAGAAAGAAUAAAAGGCAAUUAAAGUUAUAUUUGAAAGAGAGGAAGGAUAUUUUCUUCAUAUUUUUUUUAAUUUUUCUUAAUUUUUAUUAUUUUAAGUAUUGCCUGGGUUGAUGAGGGCCGCUGUGGCCAGCCCAUCCCUGCUGUAAUUUGAACUGCUGCUUUGUAUUUUGAUAUGUAGUUCUUUGACUUUUAGCAAGCUUACAUUGUUCCACUGAAUUUGUUGUCAACCAGUCCAUCUAGAAUUCUGUUCUUUCUCAUGGGAGGGACUUUACCUUUCAGAAAUAGAUUUUUUGCUUCUCAAAAAGCUCGUUGAAAUCUUAUGAUUCUAGUAUUUCUGUUGACUUUACUUUCUUAAUUUGUUUUUAAACAAAACACUAGUAGUGUAGUGGUCUUGACAAAAGGGUUCUUUCCUUCGGGAGUCAGUCAGAAGGAGACAUUGGCAGAACUCUACCAUAUAUCCUUGCCCUUCUCAGCUAUGGGGAGCAGCGUAUUUGGAAGCCUGUUUUGGCUUUGACAGAUCAGGAUGCUUUGAUGCCAAAAUUACUUUCUUCCUUUCAGAUAUCACCUUUGAAUUAUGUGAACCAUGGUUAAAAGGACUGAACAAGAUGUUCAUUCUUUAGGUGACUUCUUAACCCUUGCAUAUUAGGAAAGGUUUAAAGAAAGAACAAAAUCUUCCCAAAUGCCAACAUUCAUUCAUCACUCAAAAGGCCACCAAGUCUUUGCAUCAUUCUAGAUGCCUCUCUCCCUUCUUAGUUGGGAUUUCUCUUCUCAGUCCUAAUGUCGAUAUUAUACUAAGUAUUUUUUCAAUAUAGACAGUCUCCAGAGGGAUUUGACCCCAAAUACAGGAAAUUGUAAAUCUCACAAAAAAACCCCAAAGAUUAUUUCAUUGCUGGGCAUAUUUUAACUUGAGGGAAAGCCUAUCUUUAAACAGAGCAGAAACGUCAAAUUACAAUUUUUAAGAAUAAAAGAGCAUUUUCAUUUAAUAUUACUUGACAUUUUAAUUUCAUUUUCUAUCAGCAACUUAUUUAGAAAAACAGUGCACAAAAUGCAGAGAAAUCUUUCAAAGUAAUUGGCUCUAUGAUGAUUAAAUUGAUGUUAUAAGUGUAAUUUACAUAUUUGGUUGACCUGGAUAUUUUCCACAGUUCUUGGUGGUUUUUAGUAGGGCUAUAGAGCUAGUGUAGAUGUGAGUUUGAUUUGAUCCUGUGGUCCUUAAUUUAGUAAAUAUCUUGCUACGAGUUUUAAAGUUGAUUUGAAUGGAUAACUAACCCAUCAUGACUUCUGAGAUGAGUCCUUUCAAGAAGUUUGUGUCCAAAAUUGGCAUUAGUGGAAAAUAGCUUCAGAUAUGAGAAGUCCAUUUUUCUCUUGCUAACUUUGCUUUUUAAAAUAGCAAUGUUGUUAAGAUUCGUAUUUCCACUUACCACCAAUAGAGGGAGCAGUCAUUAAUUAACCAUGUCCUGGAAUCUUUUUGGUAUUUGAAAAGUCAUUUGACCUAUGAAAUCAAAAGGGGGAAUGGAGAUGGGGAAAAUGACUUUUUUUUAAAUUAUGACUAACAGAAAAGUGAUAUGAGAUUACUUGGUUUCUGUUACCAAUAAAAGAAGGCCAAAUGUCACUUAAGACAUUUAAAAUUAUUUAACAGCAACUGAUUAAAAUAGUGUUCUUAUUCAUACUUAGCAAAGUAGACAAAACUUACAAUAAUUCUAGAAAAAUUUAUCUGGGGUACAAGUAUGGGCCACAUUUAGCUGUUUUCUUCUUAGAUCUAAGGGAGACCCAUUUGCCUUAAUGCUGAUUUGCCACAUAAAAAUCUUAGCAAUUGGAUUAGAAUCCACUUUUUGUUAUAGAACAUGGAGGGUGAAGAUUCCAAUUGUAUUUGAAAUCCUAAUAUUUAUCCUUUUCCUUUAAAGAAAGUCUCUCUCUCUCUCUCUCUCUCUCUCUCUCUCUCUCUCUCUCUCUCUCAUACUUGGAGUGAGAUAACCAAUAUGACAACUUGUACUAUUUAGGUUUGCUUAGCAGCAGACUUUUUCUUUCUGUAUGACUUCAUCUCAAUUGUUUUACAGACUAAAGUAAUUGACAGAUAGUUCUCUAGAGAGACGAAGAUGCUAGAUUGGAGUGGAAGAUUUAGUCUGGGUGAAAAUUAAGUUGCUGUGAGGCCAUUCCUUUAUGUCCUGGCCUCUGAAAGGGCUACUUUCCCAAUUGACCUACAUUUUAAAAAAUGAACCAAUCAGUAUCUAUUUCCAAAAGACAGAGGUACUUUCAGAUUGUCAGUUCUUUUAAAUUAAUUUAGACAUCUUGGUAAAUGGAGAGAUGUUUUGUUUCAGUAAUAGAGGAUGAGCAUAGAUCCUUUAGGUUUUCAUUUACAGCCCAACACUUUACUUACAUUUAGAACUUCAUGCUAGUAUGAUAAUCAGGAGAAAAAGAUAAAUAAAUGCUCCAGAUUUAAGUUCUCUUGAGAUGAGUACAGUGAACAAGAACUGGUAUGAAAAAGAACAUUAUUUUUCAAAGCAUCUUAUGGCUUAAAAACUGGAUUAACUGAACUAAGAAAAGGUCAAAAGUCAAAGUGGAAUGUUUGUUUCAAUGUGGAGACACUUACGUACAGCUUAUGAAAAAUAAAAUUUUCUAACACUUAAAACAUUGGUAGCAUCUAAGUGUAGUGGGCAGUUUUAUGCCUAGUAAAUGCCAAUAUAUAUGUACCAAAAUAUAUAAAAUGUAGCCCUUCAGGAAGAUAUUUGGACACUUGUGUCUGAGGCAUAUCAAUUUGUGAAGAUUGAGGAAUAAGGCAGAAUCUCCAAUAUAUCUGAAGUGAAAAUCUCCAUAUCAAAGUUCUUUUACUAUGUAGAUUUAAGUUUUAAACUUUAGCUCUUAAUAACAUUUUUUAGGCUUUUUCCUCCCCAAAUUUCUAAUGUUCUGAAUCGUUUGUGCCAUAAGUCAGUUUGAUGAGUAACAGCCUACUCAGGCUCAGACUGCAGUGCUUAUCUUAGAGUACCUUGUGGGUGACCACAGCUCCUGAUCUUUAGUAUAUAUAAAAAAAAACACACACACACACAUACUUGAAUUCUCUUUGCUUUAAAGUCAGAGGGGUUCUCUUUUGGAGCAUCCCAGUAAUCUAGAAGGAUCAAGAAAACCCUUUCCAGACCACUAAAGUAAUUUGUACUUUCUGGUCUGAGAAGAGGGCAAGUCCUAAUGCGAGGCUUGGCCUCCGUCAUGCAAAUAUGCCAAUCAACAGUAUAUACCCACCCCCAAUCAGUGUUGGCCUCAGCACAGAAGUUGAAGAUGAGCACCCUUAGGAAACUCCCUUCUAAACCCCCUCAGAUCCCUGAAAGAGAGCAGAAGGCAGGUCUGUAUUGCUUCCUAUUAGGGCUCCUUCAUAAUGCUCCCCCCACAGCUGCCCAGGCUCUAGGGAAAGAAGCUUCAAGGUAGAUCUGGUCUGAGUUUCCACCAGAUGGGCCCAUUCUGAAGCCUCUUCCACUAGCCAAUGUGAAAUUGAAUUAACUGGGACGGGGAAGAGGAGCUAGCAUUCUGCAGGUAAUGUGUCUGUUAACCAAAGCAGAUCUGCCAGUGUCCUGCUGCAGAAGAAAAUCAAGACACAACCUGAGAUAACCCUGGGAUUUAGGAGAAUGCAAGAGUUGCCCUUUCAGUUCGGACGUGGCUCUUUAACAGAAAUCUUCUGAAAGAAUUCUUUAAUUUAGUAAGGAGUUGGAAGUCCGGAGUAAUGGAAGCCCCCGGGGAAGAGAACAAAAAGAUUGCAAGAUGCAUUCAGGGCCCAACAAUGUAAACCCAGAGAACAUCCAAUCGCAGAACUAGGAAGUUUUGGCAAAAGGUAUUUAGAGAAAUCUCUGAGCGGUUCCAUGGGCAGGGCCGGCAGACUCUUUUGAGUGCUUUCUGGCUCUGAGAAACCUCUUUACUCACUUAGAAAAAGAACUUUAUUUAAAUGGCCAAUUUUUGUCCCCCAGAAAAAGAAAUUUCAAACAAGAAAAGAAAAAUAGGACACUAAAGCCAGAACCAUGUGACUUGGUGACAAACAAAAGGAAGGGAGCACUAGAAUUUCAAUAGCCUGCCUAAUUCCUUAGAAAUGGCGUGGAGACCAAUGCCUCUCCAUCUGUGGGGGGAAGUGAAAAGAGUUCUUGAGCUGACCCAGCCGCAGGGGCUUUCUAAGGCUAGCCUGAACUUCCCCGUUGGGAAUCGGCAGCCCCUUUAUCUCCUCUGUUUUCCUUAGAGAAAGGGCUGUUCUCUUAGGUGCCCAUGAAAUAGAUCACAUGGGCAAACUUUCAAAAGCUGUGUUUCCCCUGGUGCUCAAGCUGCAUAUAGAGGCAAGGGGUGGGGGGUGGGGGGUGGGUUUUGUUACUAUUCCUGUCAGCAUACAGAACAUGAAAAUUACUAACCCAAAGUGUCAUUCCUAGCGUUAGGUAUUAAGAUGAUGGUCCUGACUUAGACACCCCCAAAGAUUCCUUGAAGUGUCUGCAUCUUCCUUUUUUCCUGGACCGCUUAAUCCCUUGCAGUCGGUGGUGUGCGGUAACAGGUUCCAGAAAAUGACACGGAACACUAGGAUUUGUUUCCAUCCUUCUCUGGGUGAAGAGGAAAGUGAGCAGUUCUGCAUGGCUGCAUGGCGUGGCUCUGAGUUCAGAGCCCUGCACUUCACUCUUGGAGUCAAGUCUCACUAGUCUGGUCCUAGUGAAUGUCCAUACCCUGACCCACACACCUGGAUUCUGGUGAGUUCUUUAGGCCCAGACGAUUGUUCUAGAAACGGACUGCUUUAAGAUUAAAAUCUAGUGUGACAUGAGCUCGGUUAAGUUUGGUUCACAGGAAGCCAUGUAUAGGAAAGAAUCCUGGCCUUAAUCCAGAAAGCCCACAACAAAGGAGAGAAAGGGAACCUGGAAGCGUUUGAGGCCAUGAACUUUUCUGGGGUUUAGUGGUUGCAUUAUCACAAAUAUGUGCCCUGGGGUUGGAGAGAUAGCACAGAGGGGAAGGUGCUUGCCUUGCUCUGGCGCCCGGUCCAGUUCCCCUGAGCUGCAUAGGAGUUCUCCCUGAGCACAGAGACAAGGGUAAGCCCUGAGCACUGCCAGGUGUGACCCGGAAACAACAAAUACUCACCCUGUUUGUGACUGAGCACUGUGAAAACAGUGGCUUGUGAAAACUGAACUUGUACUAAAGUGGCUGCUUUUUCCUUUUUCAAUGACAUAGGCCUUGGCUGGGCAUAAACCAGAAUAGUGAAUCCCAUCAGGCGUCACAGGCACCUGGCUGCCAGUUUUAAACAUUUUGUUAACAGGGAGAAUAAUCUCAACCAAAAAAAGAGAAAAUUUUCUCUCUUUCUUACAGCAUAUAACUCUGAAUCUUUUUCUUUCUCCAUUUUAGAGAGCAUCUGGUUUAUCUGAUGGUUCUUUGCCUAAAUGCAAAUUCACCACUUUCGGUUCUUCAAUGACAGAGCAUAAUCUGCAGAUCAUAGGGAAAAUCAAUCCAGUAUUAUGAGAGUCCUGACUUCUGCUCUGUCUAAUUGGGAUGUAAAAAGUCCCUACCAGGCCUCUUUCAAAUUCAGAGGUUUCCUUGGUUCAAAAUGCCUCAGUGAGAUUCUGAUAUACCUAAGAGGGGUGGGGGGUGGGGGACUAACUCCAUCAGAUACAUCUGUUUCUACCACUGGUGCAACAGAAGUUUAUCAUUGCCCGGCAAAAUCUUGCAAUUUAUAUGUAGAUUCUAAUAAUGAAAGUGACUUAACCCUUCUGGUUUCUCACAGCUGCUGUCAAAAACAUCUGUAAAUGAGUAUACGUUAUGCAUAUGCACAUACAGUCUGAGGUGCUCAGUCAGAAGCUGCCCCACAUUCAUAUUCCCCGAGGACAAUGAGAUUGAUUCUCACAUUUCUUGUUGGUCAGAGGUCUGCCAUAUCUGCUUCUGCUCUGUUGCCUUAACAGGGUGCAUCAUUCCUCUCCACUGUCUGUGAUGAGGCUAUUGGGCGUUCUGAAGGAGCCUAACCAUCAGUAGUUUCAGUGUCGCCCUUUCACGAGAAACUUGAAUAUGCUUGGAGUAGAGUGCUCUUAACCAACUCUGCACUUCUGUUGGAUUUACUAACACACGCACUUGUGUGUGUGUGUGUGUGUGUUUGUGUAUGCGUGUACUCUUGUCUGGAAGUGUGUGUGUGUACUCUUGUCUGGAAGUGUGUGUGCAUGUGUGUGUGUGUGUGUGUGUGUGUGUGUGUGUGUGUGUAAGAAGCGCGCGCAGGAGCAGGUCCGAGUGCAUAAGACAGAGUUGCCUCUUCCACCGCUGUGUGCAGACUUGUGGCUGUCUUCCCAGGAAACAGUCACCUGCCCACUCUGUUGCUUUCUGUAGCGUUUCAGAGUUGAGAGAAACAAAGGCAGUUUGUUGGAUCCACAGCAAACCCACAGUGACAGGCUGUUUUCCUCCAGGAGAGGGUAGAACAGAAGUCCUCCACUGGCAAGCAGACGAGAGGAAGCAGCAGUCUGGGGCACCUCCUUGGGUCUCCUGGAGAGGAAGGGGCACCGAGGCCAGGCAGACAAGGCCAGCCCCACAUUGGCCAGAGCCAUCCCAGAGCUUAAUGGCCUCCACCCAUUUCCUCUCUGCAGCCAGGUGUGUCUGCACAAGCAUCCACCCACUUGUUAGUUUGACUCCCAAACGGAAGCUUCCCACCUCUGCCUGCGUCUGCAGGCCAUCAUCAUAAUUCACAAACUGUGUCUCCUGAAACCAAUGUGGCCUUUGCCGAAAUCUUUCCAGGAAUAGGUUGUUUACCAUGUCUAGCAAACCAAUAGAUUCUUGGGGGAAUAAUUUUUGGUAAUCUCUAAGAACUGAUGGCUUUUGCCCAUCUCCACCAUUAAAGCUGAGUACCACUCGUGUAAUAUUCUGAAUGCGUGAGCCUGGCUCUCGUAGCUGACCAAAAGGUGGCCUGGAAAUAGUCGGGUUGUUCUCUCACUCCCAUGCCCUUCUUUUACUAGAUGGUUUAUUAUUUUUAUGACAUGUAGAUUAUUUCUGCUAAUUUACAGAAUUCAGAGGACAUUUUCUUUCCUCUUCUAUUUUGGUGACUUUCCCUCCCCCCACUAAGUAAGGCUACUUAUAGUUGAAGUUCUUUGUUGUUAUUUUUUAAAAUUUAUAUUGUCUUUCUAUAUCCAAAAAAAAAGUCUGUGACUGUAACCAUAGAUAUUUCUUUUUACUGGAAGAAAUGAGGUUUUGGUUUUUGUUUUUAAUUAACAGUACUAGUGACUUUGUGGAAGAAUAUGAGUUACUAUUUAGGUAUGCUUACUUAAGUAUAGUACACUACAUUGCAGUAUUUCUGAAACCUAGAACAUACACAUUAUAUAUAACAACUUUAUAUUGAAAUAUAUAUUACAUUAUAUUCAUUUUACCUUUUCAAAUCUGCCUAUUAUCAUGAGUUGAUUGAAAUAUUAUUUCUUUGCAUUUAUCACCCAUCACCAACCUGCUGCAGUUAACCUGGUGCAUUUCAUAAUCAUGACUGCUCUAAUUUGCUUUUUAUAUUAUCAGCUUCAGUAUUGUCUUUACAGGAUUUUAGAUAUUUUUACGCUCAGACUUAGCAAAUGUAGGAAAGUGAAAACUUUUUUUAAGAAACUUUUUGGUGUGGCUGAUACGAAGAGGUUCAUGUUCAAGGUGAUCUUGUUUAGCUGACCCUCUAGAUAACUGAAGAACAAAAGAAAUGCAUAUGAAUGUAUCUGUGAUGCCUCCUCUUGGACUGUCACUGUACUUGCUUUUUAAAAUACGGCCAAGGGGCUGCUUAACCUCCAUGUAAUCUGACCAACAAUUAUAAGCUUUGUUUCAAAGAGCUCUUUAUGUGAGGAGCAUAAAACAAUGAAAUGUCUAGUUGUCCCAGCUGUAUUUUAAACAUUGAUUUUAAUAUUUCUGCUUUCAAUACUCUCACAAUUUUUUAACUAAUCUUCAGUGCAUCCCUGGAGGCAGCUUGGCAAUAUAGUAUUCAUUUCUCUAGAAGAUUUAAAUAAUAAAUAAAGCCAGAGUUUGAGAAACUUUUUCGGAACAUGCUGACAGAAAUUGAACUCAGAAACAUAGCUUUCAUUUUUUGGUCUGCAAAACACAUAAAAUGAUGAUUCUUGGGCAUCUGGCCUUCACAUCUCCCUUUGUCUGUGAAGAGAGGGAUUUGAGGCCUUUCUUCUUUAACUUAACCUCAAAAAUCUGGCUGCCUAUCUACCUUACAAGAAAUAAUUUCAAAUAAUAUUUUAGGUAAAGAGUUUCUUCAGCUUCCCUCAAUGUCCGGAAAACCCCAUGAUCACGUAAACUUUACAUCCAUCCUGGGUGCCUGAAACCAAUUUCAUCACCUUUGUUCUACACUCAGGACAAAGAAAAGAUCUGUUCAUAUUAUUGUGUGAAAACUCUUCUACACCAGACCAUUAUUAAGACUUCUUAGUAUGAAUGAAAUCAAUUCUUUCCUUUCAUCUUUCCUAAUACUUUCCCCCCUUUUUGUAAUAAAAAUAAAUAAAUCCCAGUCAGCUCUUCUGUGCUUGUAAACUAGUUCUUCCAUCCACCCCAAUUACCCAAGCUCCAGUCAAUACCCUUCACUUGUGAAAUCCUGUACUAAAUAAGGAAUUAUCUGCUCUCACCUACUUAAAAGGGAUUAGUAUUAAGACUAAUUGCAGAAUUAUCAAUCUGUUUUUCUAAAGUUUUCAAUUUGAUUGUGAAUUGAGAGUGAGACUACCGUUUCUUCUUUCCCAAAUGACUACAUAAUAUUGAAACUCUAUCAACUUUAUUAUUUUUUCUGUUCCAUUACCUAACCCUUUUUCUUUGUUUCUCUUCAAGACUAAAUUACCGCUUCUAUUCACCAUCACCCCAUGACCCUAAUAAUUAUGACACUUUAGCAUUCAUUUUCCUUCCUUCUCUCCCCACUCCAAAUGGCCUUCUCUAAGCUUUAUGUUGUUGAAGAUCUUUGACAUGGACGAGUUCAUAAACUUUAGACUCAUAGAAUAAAGCAUGUCUUCACUGCACCUUCAGGUUUUAAAAAGUUAUCAAUAUUCUUUUGAGAGUGGGAGGACCUGAGUCACACUUUAAAUGUCAACUAUAUUCGCUGAGGUCAUCAGUUGCCUUUACCUUCACAUUUGGCCAAUGACAAGAGAAAAGUAUUUUCUGUUAUUUUUUCCCCUUUAAAUAACACAGUGUUCAAAUUCCUGGUAUGAGUCGACCAUUUCUGAGGAAGAAAAGAAAUUUGUCAACAUUGAUGCUGAUUGUUAAUAUUAGGCCAAGUGAUAUGUUUACCAAAUAGACAACUACAGAAAUAUUGUAGUUAAAAGUGGGUAACAUUUUAGAAGUAUUUUAGGCAAUUUCUCAAGAUUUAGUAGCUCUGCUAAAGCAAGUAAAGUCACUUCUACUGAAACACAUUGUAGGAAACAAAUAGCAAGAUUUUUUGCAUGUGCCAAAAUUUUUAAAACAAUUAUUGAUUUGUUUUGAGCUCCUUGCUGUAAUUUACUAAGAGACGAGCAGAUCCACACAUUUUAUAAACUAUUUUGCAGCCAGAGAUUUUUUUAACAUAAACAGAAUGUGUUGAAAUAAAAUAAUAAUAAAGAUGUAUAGAUACUUGAAGAGCCAUUUGAUACCUUCCCCAAACAUUUAUGUAGACAUUUAUAUGGCAUUGGGAGGACUACCUGUUUUGAACACACAAAAGUCUACUUUCAUUUCUUUAACCCAUUGUCAAAUAGAUCAACAUCUAAUAUCAAGAAUUGAUUUCUUAAUUUGACAUGAGAUUUGAUUCAGCUUUAACAAUCCAACCAGCUUAUGCCAUUAUGCCAUAGAGAACAGUGAAAUAGAGAAGGUUCAAAGGUCACCCUUGAGUCAUUCAUCUAGUAGGAAAUCAACAUUUCUUCAAGCCAGUAUCCAUGUUGCUUAGAAGUGCCAUCUUCAUCUGCUAUGUUUUCCCAGUCCAUCCUAUUCCUUCUUUAUCUUUGUCAUGUUUCCUUCUUCAUUCCGUUUCCUUUCAUCUCUUUUAAAAGUAUUCUUCACCCAGAGUAUUCUUAUAUUGUGCAUUGAACUCUGAAGAAAAUAGGACUCUUUUACAUCAUAAACAGUGUCAUUUAAAGGGUAGUGAGUAAUAAAAUUGUGGCUCUUCUAAGUCCCAUUUGGUCCAGUUAAUCACAGGUUUUCUCCAGGAUCCUUGCUUGGUAUUGUUCUGUCUUGUUCCCUAUGAAGAGCUCUGGCCGGAAGACCCAGGAUUUCUCCCCACAACCUCUGAGUUAGUUGAGAUUCAUGUCUAAAUCCCGUUUAAAAUUCUAGAGUGUGAAUUUCUUAUUGCUUCUGAGUCUCCUGCUUUUUCAAGCUGACACCUGUCAGGAGCAUCAAUAGCUCUAACAGUAACUAAUGCAGCAAAAUAAUGGUCAGAAAUAUUAUAGUGUAUAUUGGGAGGAUAGGAAGGUUUACAUUUCUUCUUUUCCUCCCCCACUCCACGCCCACCCCACAAUGCAUUUUAUAGAGUCUGCAUCUCAUUUUACAGAUACGUAGUUUUAGCAUUUGCAAAUAUAGUUUAGGAAAUGUUCUGAGAUUGAGGCUGGUACAAACCAGUUUAUUUUCUGCACUGGACUUUAGGACAAGUGUGCACAGAUGCAAUUCCUUCAAAGAAAGUGAAACUAACAUAGUAAAGCAAAGGGAUAAUACUUUUACACAUUAAAACAGUUGUUUGCUAUCUGUAAACCUUGAUAUAUGCAUAAUUAUUAUUUUUAGAAACCUGAAACUGGAGGAAUGUGUAUUUUAGUAAAUCUUGUUUUGUUUGUUUGUUUGCUUCCCUUUAUUUCUUUCUUCUCAAGAUUUUAAAUGAUUUUGACUCUUCAAUUUGCUACUGUCUGUGACCCUUAGGCAUCAGUCAAGUACUCGCCUGACCUAACCAUAGUUACUCUCUUAGAAUGAAAUCUCUGCCUUUCUACUUUAUUAAAGAAUCUUUUUGCCAUAAAAGUCACAUCUUUCUUUUUUAAUAGCACUUGAGAGCUCUGAGAAGAGAAACUCUCUCAAAACUUUCAGUGUAGACUAGUUAAAAUAUUAACUAUGACUUCACACACACACACACACACACACACACACACACACACACACACCUAUUUACCUAACCUGACAGAUCUGAAAACAAAGAAUGGAAAUUGAGUGUAGAUGAAGGUCAUACAUUUUACAAUACAAGUCCUUGUUGCCUCCUCAGAUUGUUUUAAGGCUGGGAAAAAAAAUAAUUUUAUUUAAAAUCCUCAUUGGAUGUUUCUUAUUAAUAUAUAAUAGAAUACCCAGCAAAGGAUGUAGCUCAGAUGCCAAACUUAGUCAAUUAUUAGGUUUCUGAAGUUGUUUAAAUUUAUUUUCUAUUAAUUUCAAAGCUGUAUGUGGUCUUAAGGCUGUAAAUAGAGAAACAUCCACUAAUCCAUGGCUUCUACUCUCCCCAUCAGGCGAGAGACAGUCAACAUGAGAAUGGGCAUUGCAUUGUCAGGACUUCAUCCAUCUCAAACCCCACCACCACAAAAGGAAAAAAAAACUACAACAAAUUAGAAACUUUUUUUAAAAAGGAAAUUGUAGUGCUUCGUUUGAAAGCAUAUUGUUUUCCACUCAAUUCACUUUAUAGAUAGCCUGUCAACCUUUUAUAACCUGUCUUUUGUGCUAUAAUAUGCAUCCUUAGCUCAAUCUUUAAAAUAAUUACAUUUUUAAUUGAGUGAACAGAGGAAAAGCAAAGAAGGGGAACAGGCUAAUGUGAUGGUACUAAAUUUGAUGCCUUUCUGAGUUCCUAAAACCAGUUCCCGGGCCUACUAGAGAAAGAAUGCCACUAACCUUUAACCAUUCUUGGCUAUUUCAUUCUAUCAUAGACUGAAGAAUUGCUAAGACAACCUUGCUUCUUUGUGAUUUAAAACUUCUAAGUACUGUCAAGCCCUUGAAGAGAUAUUGUAGAAACCCUUGACUUCUCUAUCCAGUCUGCUCUCACAUGGACCAUGAACCUGUGUAGAGCUACCCUACCACCACCACCACCUCCCCCAAAAAGGUUCAAAGUUGAUAAAAGAUUUCGAUAUAAUCUGGAGCUGGAGCGAUAGCACAGUGGGUAGGUCAUUUGCCUUGCACAAGGCAGACCCAGGUUGGAUUCCCAUCAUCCCACAUGGUCCCCCGAGCACCACCAGGAGUUAUUCCUGAGUGCAGAGCCAGGAGUUAACCCCUGUGCAUCACCAGGUAUGGCCCAAAAAAGCAAAACAAAAAAAGAUUUUGACAUAAUUAAAAGUGUUUGUGUCUGUUCUCUGACAGGAGCUUCUUUUAAGGUGGAGGGGGAAUCAAAAGGCUGGUCACUCUACCCCUAUUCUGUUAGGGAUGACCUUUGAUUUGGAACUGCUUGUAAUACAUGCAGGAGAGAAUCAGCAAAGUCAUUUUUCAGCGUUAAACUUCUUCCCUAGUCCCAUUGAGCUGAACCUCUUUUUUUCUUAAGGGCCUGUUGAAAUAUAAAUUAAAAUUCACUUUCAUAUAGCUAAUUAAAGUCGUCUUUUUCACUAUUGUUGACAGAAUUGUGGUUUUUCGGUGUAAAUAAAAGCAGAGCAUCUUAAUAAUCCUCAUCACAGCAAACAAAGGCAAGAAAUUGAUAGUCUAGAGAAAGUAACUUUAUGUUUUUAAGUAAUUAGUGGGUGUUGCCCCCCACUAUCCCAAAUGCCUUUAGCUUUAGAGUCUGUUCUAAACUUCAUAUUGAUGCUUCUGAGACAUUAGCCUGUAUGUGGGGGGUGGGGGUGGGAGCAGACAAACAGAUUUUGCAUUUGAGGAUGAGAGGCCCAGGCAAACUGAAGAGACUGAUUCUUGAGGAUAAACAUCUGCAAAACUUUUAACAUUUGUUAUUUGCCACUUUCACUAUUUCUCCAGAAGAGCUCAAUACUGCCACAUAACAAAUUAAUUCUAAAGUAAUCUCUAAGCAAGAGAGAGGUAAACUCCCUACAUUAGCCUGCUAUAUCUCAUGUUUUUAUCUUAUACAAGAAAAGAUACAAUACGCUCUUAAUUUUGGAGUAAUAACUCACUUUUAUAUUUAUAACUGUACUUUUGAUAUGUCAUGGAGCUAUUUGUACCAGUUUUUAAUCUGUCAUACUUAGAGGGGCCUUCAGAAUUUCUGUGUUUGUAGAUCUGUACUUAUGGGUAGUCAGGAAAUAACAGUGGAUGGGAGUGAAAUGAAGUGCGGGAGAAGGAGGUCAGUGUGAAAAAGUGAAUUCUCCAAGUGUCCCUAUUUAUUUAAGGUAUGGUGUGGCUGCUACCCAAAACCCUUGAGGAAUAAUUUAUUACACUAUUCUAAAAUAAAAGCCCAGCACUGUUAAAUUUAGGAUUGUGUUUUGAGACACAGGAAAGCUUUAUCUUUCUCUGUACCCAGUCCCUUUAGCAUUGAAGCCAUCUGACAUGAUGAAAACCAUUAAAUAAGAACCACUACUGACCUUUAUAUUAAAUUGUUAUUUUUCUCUUCUAAAUACUACCCCAACUACUUCAACUCAACUACUUCCCUUUAUUUUCUGCCUAUUGGCCUAAUAUGAUACAGAAUAAUACAUAGGUGCAAACUAGUUGUUUCCCUCCUUCGAGCUCAAGCAAACAGAGCAACAAAAGAACUGACUCACAGAAGUGUGAGGUAAAGUUUGAAUUUCCCAUUUUGUGGCACUGGUAACCUUUAGUAAGAGCUGUUGAGCUGUUUAGGGUUGAGCUUGGGUCUGUUUUAAGGCUUUUUUUUUUUUUUGCACUAAAUAUGACUGCACUGCAUUGCACUACUGAAAUGUAUUUACUUGUGCCAGGAGAGGGUAUGUGGGCUAUGGGGAUGGAGAAAGAAGGAAGUUAUAAAACUCAGAAGCAUCACGGAAAUGGAGGAUUAUUUCCAUGGUACUUGAUCUUAGCAGAGUUGGUAAGAAGCUAUAUAAUCUGCCUACUUGAUCAGGCCUUGAAACUGCCAUGCUGGUAGAAUCUGUUUUCUUAUCAAAAAGGAAAUAAAUUAGUACAGUAAAUGGAAGACACAUAAGGAGAAAUUUACCCAAUUUUAUCUCCAAUUAAGCUUUCAGUAAGAGUUUUGAUGGCUAAAAAAAAAUUUUAAAAAAAAGCCAACCAAUAUGACAAGGGGAUGGUGACCAUGGCCUACACCACUAAGUCCCUUUGCUGAUGCACAUUCCCGUGUGGCAGAGGGCAGUGGCUUAUUCUUCUUUCCAAAAAAACAUAACCUUGUCUAUAUUGGGUAUACUUUUCAGCCUGAACAUGUAACCUAGAUCAGGCUAACCAAAGAGCAAGGCCAUUCAUGCGGUAAAAUCCUUUAAGAUGACAGUAAGGGAACAGUGCAAUAAACACUGAAAACCAGUGAGGUGAAAGGUUUAUUUUGAAACAAGCUAGUCCACCUUUGAAGUUGGAGGAGGAUUGGAUGAUUGCCCCAUCACAGGCUGUCCUGUAUUAAGCAAAAGACUUUAACAGUGCCUGAAGUUUACUUUGAACUUUUGGGGGGUUGCCCCUCAGUUUUCCUUAUUGGAUUUAUUUUUAUUGCCACUUUUAAUCUCAGAAGUAAUUUUUUGAUGGCAUCUUAGUAACUAUUAAAAAAGAAGCCUUUACCACAUAAAAAAAGCAAUUCAUCAUCAAGGGAAGAAUAACCAAGAAUGAAGAUGCUAAGAGACUCUUCGAGAAUCCAAAGUGACAACCCUCGAGGUUCUGAUUUAGUAAGAAAGAGUCUCACUCAUACAGAUGACUAGUGUUGAAUUUCUCUGAAAACUAGCACACAUAGGUAACAUCAAAUGAAAAACGCUCAGGUGAAGCCUGGAAAAACACUCAGGUGAAACCUCUGCUAAAAUUACAUACAGCAUUGGUGCCCAUCUCUGUCUCUUCUUAGCAUUCAUCCAAGUCCACCAUUCCAAAUUAGAAAAAAAAAUUAUUUUAAAGAAAUUUUUUAAAAUUUUAAAGAAAGCAGUCAGCCUUGCUAAUCAUAAAAUCUCCAUUUAAAGUUUUUAGAGGGAACAUAAGCAAUCCCGUAAGUACUCAAAGCAUUGUCUCUAUUUUUUAAAAAGAAACUCUAAAUCUAGAGGUCUUAACAGGUACUUAGAGAUGUGUAUUGGGUAAGCACUGAGAAAAUAUUGACUGAAUUAAACCAAAGUUAUGGAACAAAAUAAUUGACCUUUGAAAAUAUAUUUACAUUAGCUGUCCAGGGACACUCCUCCGAGAGCCUUGGGAGAACUUCGUCCUUUCAUCUUGCAUGCCCACUCCAGCUUUGUCACCAAAGAUUUAAUCUCCUCUUCUCUCCCGGACAGAAAUUAGAUCACAGGCUCCAGGGAUAUGCUUUGGUGGUCAAGGGGGUGCACUUUGGUUUUCAUUCUGUUCACAGUGAUAUUUACAAGAGACUUGUUUUUAGAGGAGUAACAGAAUGGUCUUGAUGAUAUGGGGUUUGGUCUGAUGUUUGAAAAGAUAGGGAAAAAAUAAACAGUAGUACUUGACACUGAUAAUUAGUCCUUAAUAGAUUCUUGACCUGGAGACUGAUGGAGAGAAAGAUAAUUCCAUGGAAUAGAGUGAGCGAAGUCACUUAGAACCAAACAAGGAUCACUGAUGAAACAUGGAGUAGCAUGAAACAGAGUAAAUCAAAGCUUUGCAUGUCCAGAUCUCCCAGUGAUCCCACGGGGAAGUCAGAUAACUCCAGUGAAUGAGUAUUGAAAAAGUCACAGUCUGGAUUCCAUUGCACUUGCUUGAGUGGAUCAAGUGUCCAUGUUCAUGUCAAGGAAAAUGCGUGAGGCUGAUCUGUUGUGAUAGUGCCUUUCUUGUAAUAAGUACUAGAUUAAUAAUUUGUUCAAUUUUUGUUUCCUUUUUGUUUUCUCUCUCUUUUUUUUUUUUUUUUUGAACCUCUGCCCCCAGUUUUCUGAGGAGGUCUGAAGGGAUAAUAUUCACUUAAAUGAAGAGAUAGGAUCUUGUUCCUGGAAUGCUGUGAUAUGAUGAUAUUUGCACUAGAUUCUAAACUCUCUUUUAAACUAGACAUCUGAGUGAGAGGAUAACAGGACAGUUUAAAUUUAAGGAAACCAAAAGCAUUAUUUUCUGACUGAUUCAGCUUCCUUUUCUUUCUGAGAAAACAGUGAAAAAAAAAAAAAACCCAACUUCAUACACAUUUUUUUCCAGUCUCUGUUCUUAGAAUUCUUUUCCUUCCUUUUUGGCCACACUGAACUAUCAGUAUGGACUAGCCCUCCGAUAGGAAUGAUUGAUGUACAGGGCCUCUGGUACUACAAAAAUUUCAGCCCUCCUCUGCUCCUUCAGAUACAUAGGGCAUUGAGAGAGGGGCUCCUCCCAGAAGCCAAUAAGCCUAAUAUCAAGUUCUUGGCUUUUUCCUGUUUGCUUAUAUUAGAAGACAUGGGACCCUGUAAGUAAUCCUAAGGAUACUCUGAAAGAGAAGGAAACCAGUGGAUUGAAAAACAAAGGGAGGUGGUAUCCAAAGUUUUCCUAUUUCUUGUCUUGUCUCUUUCCCUCCUCACUGUCAAGUCUUCACUACCAGUAUUGUAUUUCAUCUCAUAUAUUACAUGUGACCAGAAGAAUUGUUUGUUUUCUUGGUUUCUUUCUUUACUGGUGGGCAAGAAACUCCUCCAAAAUUAAAAAUUAAAAUCAUUGGUGGCUCUGCUGUGGCCUACCAGUUUCUUGAAUGCUAUCCAGUUGACUGAGAUAGCUCAAGAGCUUUGACUGGCUGAACCACCUUAUCUUCAUCUUGUUUCUAUUUUCAUUUUGCAUCUUGAGUGAUCCUAUGGAAAGGUGGAAGUCGUAGGAAAGAUUUGGAGGCUUUGUUCUAGGGCAUAGCUUGUUAGGAGUUUGUGUCAGCUAAAAUAUAUCUUUCUAUAGUUGUUUUCAGUUGAGUGUUGCCCUGAUUAUAAUUUCUUUUCUAUUUGUGCUUAUUUUUAUAAUAAUAGAGUCCAUUUGAUAUGUCUAAAAGUACUUUUUUUGUUCUAUUUUCCCCACAUGGAUGCAGUACCAACCUGCUAAUGAAAUACUUUUUAUUUUAUUAUUAAUAUGUAAUUCUACUGUAGACCAAAAACAUAAAAACAUUUUUUUCAUUUUUAAAGAUAUAAGGAACUAGUGAGUAAAGAUUAAGAGUUGAAGGAAAAGACAGAAGAGCAGUGGUUAACUAUGUUGAGUUAAAAAAUCUAAGUAUAGCCUUACCUACUUUUUAACCAGUGCUUGCCAAUCACGUGAUAGUUGAGAUUAUAGUCUUGGCUCCUUCAUGCUUAUGUUCUAUAAUUCUUGUUUGUAUGUUUGUUUUUCUUUGAUGUAAUUGAGGUUGCACAUCAUGCUAUUUUUGGCAAUGCCUGAUCUUAUUAUAUUGUGCUUUUAUCAGUUAUUUCCUUUCAAAGGGUGGGGGGUAUUUUUUUUCUUUUUUUUAAUUUAAAAUUUGUUUAAUGCACUGGAAAUACAAUUGGACACAUUUCACUGUUGAAAAAUUCAGAAACAAAACACAAAACACAAAGAAAAAACCAGCAACCAUAUAAGCAACAGAGUCGGGGGGGAGGGAAAUCUGCUUGUACUGAAUACACAUACAAAAUAUAUCCCACGUGAAGAAAUACCAACAAAUAUGAAAAAUAUAUGAUUUAACCUACUAUGCUAAAAAAAAAGUACACUUAGUCAUAAGCUAAGAUUUUUGUCAUCAUUCCAAUUCAUGCCUCAGCAGAUUAACUGAACAUGAGGAGACUGGAGAAAGUAACCUCAGCCAGCCUCAUACCACUAAAGUUGAUCAGUAGACUUGAUUCUAAGCUUGAGCUCCAUUUUAGAAGGGGGUACAAGGAAGCUAUAAAAAGGCAAAAAGGCAAUGAAGUGUGAUGCUUAAAAAAGUGGCUUGAAUAGUAUGUGUACAGUGCACAUGUGGGCAUGUUCACGUGCAAAUUCUUGAGGGUUUGCCACGGAUGGCUUGGACAUGGGAGACUCUGAGUGGCCCAUAACAUCAGCCAUUCCGUUGCUAAAGAACCUCUUGACUCCAACCUGAUCUCCCUUCUUCAGCAUUCCUGGAUAUCAACAGAGCCAGUUAACCCAUACAAAUGCACCGUGAAAUGAAGGACAGAGACAUUUUUUUCCGAGCCAGUUGACUGUAUCAUUUAUUUAAUGUUUGCUGGGUUUUUCUGUUUUUGUUUUGUUUGACUCGGGGUGGGAGUGGAUGUAAUUUCACAAUCUUAAACAGUCAUUGUUUUGCAUCUUCCAUGUUUUAUGCAAAAACAAACAUUUAAAUCAAUAAAUAAUUGUGCCCUAGACUGAAAGUUAAUGUUUAGGAGAGGAGAAAAAUUGUUGGAAUUUUUUCUACAUUUUUUUGUGAAGAAUCUUUUUUGGAAAGGAAGGAUACAUAUUUUUGUUGUGUAAUAUUUUCUAUUUUUGAAUGCAUUUUAUUGGUACAAGACUGUUUUUUUGGUGAAGAUAUUAUUUAAAAAAAAGAAAAAAAAACUAAUCGAAAAGUUUGCCCUUAAGGAUAUGCUGCAGUUUUGAGGUUAAAAAAAAAUAACUGAUUCAAGAUGCGUGUUAAAAGUUGGGAUUAUAUUGUUGUUUUUUGUAAUUGUUACAAGAAGAAGUUUGUACCCACUGCUGUUUAUUUUGUUUCAGAUGAGUAAGUAAAGGAAUUGUUCUUGUUUUAUUCUUUUUUUAGAGAAAAAAAAAAGCUAUUUAUGAAAUGUCAAAAACACUGGACUGUGAGUUUAAGUGUGGAAGCAUUUUACCACCCUGUGUCUUCGACCAAUUAUGGGAAAGCCCUUUUCUCUUCCCCCCGCCUUAGCCUUGCCAAAUGAGAAAAAUAUAACAGCUGUCGGAUGAUCGAAGCCACUGAAGCCCUGCUUUAAUUUUUAUGGUUUGAAAAAUGUUGGAAAAACCAAAGUUAAAUUUGUUUCUGAAAAUCCCACUGUCCGUAGUCCUUUAUUGUAUGACACAGCCCGUUGGCUCUGCCUCUUUCUCUUGGAUCGUUGCCUUCCUGAGGACUGGAGGCCAACUCUGAUACGAAGAGAGGCUUAAAGGUGGUGCGCCAGGGAGCUGAGGUCUCAUACGGCAAAGUGUGAGUGGGAUUUCAGCCUCUCCUGGGGCACCAUGCUUUCCCAUUUCAUGGCCAGACUGCCUGAGCAAAGAUCCUCCCUGUCACCCCCCACCCAUGACCCUCCUGUUGCCUUGGCACUCCCAGAGGCUUAGCCAUUCCCAGCCGCCCACAUUCCAUGGAUGGGAUGGGGCCAAGGGGGGAUUCCAUGGAAAGAAAUGUCCGGUGGGUGCUGGGAAGGCACUUGCUGGGGAAGCCAGCACAGGGGAGAGGGAGCGAAGGGAUCUCGCGUGCCUCGUCUUUGGUUCUGUGGAUUGUCCAUCCAUCUGCUCACUGUGAAGAUGGAGAGGCAGAGUGCCCGAUGGCUGUUUGAUAGCUUUUCCAUAUUUUUUCAACAUUGAAAAAAUAAUUUUUAAAAACUGUGAUUUUUUUUUAAAAGAAGAAAAUCAUUUGGCUGGAGGGAAGGGAAAAGGGAAACACCAAAAGCUGUAACAUGAUUAACUGGAGAUAAUUUAACUGGGGCACUUUCUAGACUAAGACAAAAAAAAUUCCAUUCUGGACCCUAAAGCAGCCAAAUCUUGAGACUGUCAAUGACAGAAAGCUGAAAAGAGGCCCCUGUUUUCUCCUUGCUUUUUCCUUCUUCCUGUCUCUACAUUCUCUCAUUUUCCUUUCCCCACUUCCCUGGGACUACUACCACAAUGGCCCUUGAACUCGCAUUUCACAUGUGCUUUCAUGCACACCGCACACACACUUGCAAAACACCAUUUUCAUAAAGGAUUGUGGGACAGAAUAAAAUCAUGUGCCUUCAUUCUUUCCUUUUAUCAUUAAAUGAAUCUCUUCCUUUAUACAGUAUUUUUUUGAAAAAAUAAACAAAAACAAGGGUGAGGUGGGAAUGUUGGUGGAGGAUUUAGGCGUGGCUUGAGAUGUCAUUGGUGUCCAGCACAUUCUCCCAUGCCCCUCCCCUCUCCCAUUAAAUAAAAUAAUUUCCACCCCUUCGAUGCAGCAUUCAGAGCAACGAGUAACUGCAUACAUGGCAGUCGGCACCCAUUUGCUUUUAGAAAAUUCCUGAAAAUUUUCCUUCAUAAACUUCUGUGAUUUUUCUCAACAAUGAGGUGAGCAAUGGCAAGCAGCCUUGUUCUCCCUCUAUGGUGCUUGUGUGUGUGGCCUGGGGUGGGCCUGGGCGUGGGGCAGUGGGUGUGUUCAGACAAAGGGUGCAUUCCUAACGCUCUCUGGUGCUGAAGGGCCUCAAGUCUCAUUCAGAGACUAUUUGACACACUUAAGUACACACAAAUGAUGGGUAUCACAUGCAAUAUACUUAAUGAAGCAAUGGAAGAGGCUCUUUGAAAUGGGGUUUUGCAUCUUCUUGUAAUAUUUUGAUUUCUCUGGUGCCUUAUUCCUGCUCGAUGCUGGCACUCACAUACCCACAGGGAACUGACAUGGAGGUCAGCCUCAAAAGUGGGGAACGCCUGGGCAAUGCUUGAGUGUGGGGAAAUGUGGGGAGGUCGGUGGCAGGUGGUGGGAAGGGAACUAGAUGCCAUCUCUUAGCUGAACCCAGGCAGGAAAUGCACAUGUUCAUGCGGAGUUAAGUUUCCACCUCUAAACAUACCACAAACUAUCCUUUCUAGUCUGGGCUUGCUUUCUUCCUUUUCUAUCUUUGCCUUCUCGUACAGGUGCUGCUGCUGCUGCUACUAGGGUGCCCGGAGUCCAGAAUGCCCAGUAAUCACUCAGGCACAAGCCUGGCACUGCCACAUCAGCCCCUGGCACAAACAAGCCUAGGUUUCUCUUGUGUGGGGCUGAGAACUCUCAAUUUUUCUCAUCAGAUGUUUUCUAAGGAAUCAGUGAAUUACAGUUAUUCUGCAUUAAAAAUGCACUUUAAAAAAAAUAAAUGAAAGCUCCAGACUGUUUAAAAUGUACAGUGGGAGAAGGGAAAAAAUAAACAUGUGCUAGUGUCUGAAUCCAGUUCAGUUUAUCUCCAGUUGAAACAAUAUACACUAUAUUAUGUAUAAAUGUAUACACACUUCCUAUAUAUAUCUCCGUAUAUAUAGUGUAUAUAUUAUACAUGUAUCAGUGUGUAUAUGUGCAUAUAUGCACACAUGCACAUAACAAAAUCAGAUGCUCAUUUCAAAUCCAGAUGCUCAUUACAAAACCAGAUGCUACACAAGCAGCAGCAGAGGAAAUAAGGUUGGACUCUUGCAACAGAUCACAAAAAAUGAAAACAGCCAUUUGCAGUGACUGGUCAUUUCCGUAUGUUCACAAGGAAUGGAUUGUAACAAAGAAAAAAAAGGAACAGUAUUAGUAAAAGAGGAAAAAUGGGCGAAACCAUCUUGAUCUAAUGGGAAUGCAGUAAUGUUCUAUACCAUUUCAUUUGUUAUUUCUUUUUGUCAUGUUGAUUUGAUUUCAGUUUUGGCUAUUAAGAAACAAAUUUUUAAACUCAAGUGACCCUCCGCAAACUGAACAAAAUGACUACAGUGAAAGCCCUUUUGAAUGGAAGAUGUCAGAAAUCUCAAAACCCUUGACCUGGCUCAGAACUCCCAUGUGCAAAUCAGAACUCUCCUAACAUUUGAAAUAAAAACUAAAAAAAAAAGAAAAAAAGAAAAAAAAGAAAAAAAAAAACCUUUUUGAAGCACCUUAAUGUGGUCAUCCAUUCGAAGAGUGGGUGCCACUUUUUUCUUUGAGCACCUUAUUGACGUGUUUUGCUAUCUGCUGUCUUUCUGUUACCUGUUGGCUGAAUGGCUAGCUGUUAACAUACACACGCGCCCAGACCAGAAAUCUGGGGGCAUGUGUGUUCUAAAUGAAGUUUACUGUGGUGACUGCUGAAAGGUGAAUCCAUUUCCUGAUUUUCUCACCACAGUGUUGUGAUAAGAUUCGAAGAAACCCUACUCCCUGCACAGAAGAUGUUUCUUAUCACAUUGUAUCGUAUUAUGGAAAGGAAUAUGGUCCCUUUUUUGCAAUUGCUACUGUACACACACACACACACACACACACACACACACACACACACACACACACACACUUGCACAAACAUUCAUUCGUCCAAGUGGUGUUUUCGAUGUCUGUGUGGGUGUCACCGUUUUUUGCAGUUUCUAUUUCCCAGCGAAUUUUGAAUGGAGGUCAACUUUUCUAACCAGAUUGUCUUUUCAGACUGAAGACCUGGGGAUUGGGGAAGAGUUUGGAAAAAGGGCGAGGCAAAGGAAAAAGAGCUUUAAAUUGAAAGAGUAAUUUCCCAAGAAGAACCUGGGCUCAAUCACCGCAGAGACUGUAUCCUCCAAUCUUUGCAGGUGGGCAGGAACACUGCUGUAUCAAUCUGUGUACCAUUAUAGACUUAUGUCUGCACACAUACAUCCAUCAUUCAUCAGUAGAGACAAUGGUUUGGGACGAGCAGGUCAAUAGUUUUGAGAGGGAGUUUGUUCCUUUUUUUUUUUUCUCAUUAUACUCUUAAAUCGUUGUCAGUUAUCAAACAAACAAAAAUUGUUUUUGAAAAACCUUGCAUACGCCUUUUCUAUCAAGUGCUUUAAAAUAUAGACUAAAUACACACAUCCUGCCAGUUUUUCUUACAGUGACAGUAUCCUUACCUGCCAUUUAAUAUUAGCCUCGUAUUUUUCUCACGUAUAUUUACCUGUGACUUGUAUUUGUUAUUUAAACAGGAAAAAAAAACAUUCAAAAAAAGAAAAAUUAACUGUAGCGCUUCAUUAUACUAUUAUAUUAUUAUUAUUGUGACAUUUUGGAAUACUGUGAAGUUUUAUCUCUUGCAUAUACUUUAUACGGAAGUAUUACGCCUUAAAAAAUACGAAAAUAAAUUUUACAAGGUUUCUGUUUUGUGUGGAAGAGUAAUUGAUGUUGCUAAGAAUGAUGUUUGUUUUUUGGGGUUUUUGUUGUUUUUUUUUUUAAAUGUUACCAGCACUUUUUUUGUAAGUUUCACUUUCCGAGGUAUUGUACAAGUUCACACUGUUUGUGAAGUUUGAAUAUGAAGGAAUAAUUAAAAAAAAAAUCUUC
This is a messenger RNA of Sorex araneus (European shrew), 27249 nucleotides long. It is a transcript of the gene ZBTB20, whose product is annotated as zinc finger and BTB domain containing 20. Gene Ontology annotation, molecular function: DNA-binding transcription factor activity, RNA polymerase II-specific; RNA polymerase II cis-regulatory region sequence-specific DNA binding; protein binding. Bases 853 to 3078 code for a protein of 741 amino acids. The transcript is spliced from 10 exons. The record is from RefSeq and is a predicted model, not a curated record. Lineage: Eukaryota; Metazoa; Chordata; Mammalia; Eulipotyphla; Soricidae. Gene Ontology annotation, biological process: regulation of transcription by RNA polymerase II.